AUGGCCUCAAGAACCGCCGUCAUCACCCCCAACGCUCCGCCCGCGGCCCCUUUCAUGUCCCAAGCCAUCAUCUCCAACGGCCUUGUCUUUUGUUCUGGCUCCCUAGGCCUUGACCCCGCAACUGGAAAGUUUGUAGAGGGCGACGUAUCUGACCGGGCGACCCAGGCUCUCAAGAACCUCGAUGUCAUUCUAGAGGCUGCGGGUUCUCGCUUGGCAAAGGCCGUCAAGAUCAACAUCUUCUUGUCUAGCAUGGAUCACCUCGCCCAGGUCAACGAGGCCUAUACCAAGUUCUUUACCUCUGAUCCCAAGCCGGCACGAACAUGCGUGGCGGCUGCAGCACUGCCACUGGGUGCAGAGUUGGAGAUUGAGUGCGUGGCAGCUCUCAACUAA
Molecule: messenger RNA, 390 nt
Organism: Fusarium keratoplasticum
Lineage: Eukaryota; Fungi; Ascomycota; Sordariomycetes; Hypocreales; Nectriaceae
Exons: 3
Coding region: 1-390 (129 amino acids)
Cellular component (GO): cytosol; mitochondrion
Molecular function (GO): deaminase activity
Source: RefSeq, a predicted model, not a curated record